AUGUCGAUAUUGAUAGGAUACGACAAAGAAAAUUUGGAGCAGCAACAUUUACGUCGAUUAGCAGUUGUUGCAGUUGCAUUCUCAACAUUAGCUGUUAUUGCUGCAGUAAUUACUUUACCUGCACUGCAUUCUUAUGUUCAAUCACUUCAUAGUCAUAUUAACGAUGAAACAGAAUACUGCAAAUCGCGUUCACGCAAUAUGCUUGCCGAAAUGUCUAGAUUGCAACUGGCAAGUGUCAGACGUUUAAAACGUGAAUGGAUGUUUGGUCAUUGGAUGCCAACUAGUGAAAAAAGUAAACAGAAGUAUGAAUAUACCACUGCUGAUGUAAUUAAUACAGAACUGAAUACCUGCUGUACAUGCAACCAGGGACCAGCAGGACCUGUUGGACCGGAAGGAGAUCCCGGUAAUGAUGGCAAAGAUGGAGUAGACGGCAAAGAUGGGAAAAAUGGAGCUGAUAGUCAUUUGAAACCAGCACUGCAUGCCGAUACCUGCCUCAUUUGCCCUCCAGGACGUCCUGGUAUAUCUGGUAAUAUGGGACCAAAAGGCCCACCGGGACCAAAAGGUACACCAGGAGAUCCACCAAAAGAUGGAGUACAUGGUGAAACGGGCACGCCGGGACAACCUGGAGCAAUCGGAAGACCUGGAAGAGUUGGACCACCGGGAACUCGAGGAGCACCAGGCCGAAUCAUUUACAUGACUGGACCACAAGGACCACCCGGUCUUCAAGGUCCACAAGGGCCAGUUGGUCCGAAAGGUAUUCCUGGACCAGAUGGGCAAUCUUUCCCAGGACCUCCCGGAUUACCCGGAGAGGCAGGGCAACCGGGACCAGAAGGACAACGUGGAAAAAUGGGUGAACAUGGUGCUCUCGGUGAACCUGGAGAAAGCGGUACCUGCAAACAUUGUCCAACUCCAAGAAUGCCUUCCAGUUUCUAG
Molecule: messenger RNA, 933 nt
Organism: Acanthocheilonema viteae
Lineage: Eukaryota; Metazoa; Nematoda; Chromadorea; Rhabditida; Onchocercidae
Source: the annotation of a GenBank genome assembly